Molecule: messenger RNA, 798 nt
Organism: Limulus polyphemus (Atlantic horseshoe crab)
Lineage: Eukaryota; Metazoa; Arthropoda; Merostomata; Xiphosura; Limulidae
Gene: Dpm1
Product: dolichol-phosphate mannosyltransferase subunit 1-like
Exons: 8
Coding region: 29-757 (242 amino acids)
Biological process (GO): protein O-linked glycosylation via mannose; GPI anchor biosynthetic process
Cellular component (GO): endoplasmic reticulum membrane
Molecular function (GO): dolichyl-phosphate beta-D-mannosyltransferase activity
Source: RefSeq, a predicted model, not a curated record
UGUACAUUUAGAGGACGCUAAAGUUGCUAUGGAGGACAGUAAAUCUGACAAGUUUUCAAUUUUGCUUCCAACAUAUAAUGAAAAAGAGAAUUUACCUAUAAUUGUGUGGCUUAUUUCAAAAUAUAUGGAUGAAUGUGGAUAUGACUUUGAAAUAAUUAUCAUUGAUGAUGGAAGUCCAGAUGGGACUCUUGAAGUAGCCCAGCAGCUUGAGAAGAUCUAUGGAAAAGAUAAAAUUGUUUUAAGGCCACGAGAGAAGAAAUUAGGACUGGGAACAGCCUACGUUCAUGGAAUUAAUCAUGCAAGUGGUAAUUUUGUGAUCAUCAUGGAUGCUGAUCUAUCUCAUCAUCCAAAAUUCAUUCCAGAAUUUAUCAGAAAGCAACAAGAAAAAGAUUUUGAUAUUGUGUCAGGCACACGAUAUUUAGGUAGUGGUGGUGUGUAUGGAUGGGACUUGAAGAGAAAAGUUAUCAGCCGAGGGGCCAACCUUCUCACUCAGAUUCUUCUUCGUCCAGGAGUGUCAGAUUUGACUGGUAGCUUUAGACUGUACAAGAAGGAUGUUCUACGAAAGCUAGUAGACUCAUGCAUAUCAAAAGGUUAUGUGUUUCAGAUGGAAAUGAUUGUCAGGGCAAGACAACAUGGUUAUUCAAUUGGAGAGGUUCCCAUUAGUUUUGUUGAUCGUGUGUAUGGAGAGUCCAAGCUUGGGGGAAAUGAAAUUGUCCACUUCGCUUCUGGACUUCUGUAUCUUUUUGCCACCACAUAGAAUCAAUAAAAUUCUGUAAAUAAAGACAAUAUGCACAGGAA